Coccinella septempunctata (seven-spotted ladybird) is the source of this 5622-nucleotide messenger RNA. RefSeq names its product neogenin (gene fra). Gene Ontology annotation, biological process: cell-cell adhesion. Gene Ontology annotation, cellular component: membrane. The transcript is spliced from 23 exons. Gene Ontology annotation, molecular function: protein binding. The record is from RefSeq and is a predicted model, not a curated record. The coding region runs from base 182 to 4666 and encodes 1494 amino acids. NCBI's taxonomy places the organism in Eukaryota, Metazoa, Arthropoda, Insecta, Coleoptera, Coccinellidae.
ACGCACACAUUUUAUUUACCAGAAGUGAAUAUGGCGUCGGAGUAGAUACUCGCGGUUGUUUUGACAAUAGGGAUGCUGGAAGAAUAUAUUUAAUUAUAAAUGAUGGACGUAUGAAAUCAUGAGGUUCUUCAAAGAAACUAUACUGCUUUUUUUGUUUGUGUGAUUUCCUUACGUGUGAGACAUGAUUUUUUCAAAUGAUGUGACUGUUAGUGCAUACAGUUUUGUAUUUCUGGUUAUCGUUGCUACUGUUUUGACACAUUCUCAAGCUCAUGUCCUCGAAUUCACUAUAGAACCCACCGACACAGUCGUAGAAAAUGGACAGUCGGCUGUUUUGGAUUGCAUGGUCAAGGCAUCACAGCAUCAGUCGACAGUACUCAUACAAUGGCUGGACGGUGAUAGGCAAAAGUUGACUUUUUCUGGAGACACAUACAGGUCUCAGCUCACAAAUGGAUCUCUAUAUAUAAAUAGUGUAAGCGAAGAAUUAGGUUUAACUGGAACCUAUAGAUGCAUGGCAACUUUGCCGAAUAUAGGCUCAAUUGUGAGCCGCAAUGCGACGCUCAGUGUAGCUAGUCUGUCAGGUUUUCACGACGAACCUCGCGAUUUGACCGUGUUCGUAGGUCAAAAGGCCUAUUUUGCAUGCAGGGUUCAGGCUCUACCUCAGCCCAAGAUAAAAUGGUUGAAAGACGAGCGGCCGUUCCAUUUGGACGACCUGAGGAUGACCAUACUGCCAUCUGGGGCCCUAGAAAUAGACGAAGUUGUCGAAUCGGACCAAGGGGCUUACAGGUGCAAUGCUUCCAGUUUAAACUCGUUCAAUAUUAGCAGUAAGGCGAUACUUAAAGUUAUCGAUGACAUCGAUAAGGCCACUCAAAUAACGGCGCCAAUAUUCAUAGCGAAACCUCAUCGGGAGGUUGUGAUAGAGGGCCAAGAGGUCUCGCUGGAUUGCGCGGCGAACGGUUAUCCCAAACCGUCCAUAAAGUGGUUGAAGAAUGGGGUGACGAUCGAUAUGAACGAUUUGGACAGUAGAUACAGCUUAGUCGGCACCACGAGCUCCCUUAGGAUCACGAACAUCCAGGAGUCGGAUGCUGGUACUUACCAGUGUCGAGCGCACAAUAAGGAAGAUAGCGAAGACGCCUCGGCCACCGUUGAUGUACAAGUGCCUCCAAGAUUUUUAGUCAAACCUGACGAUAUAAUAGAGUUCGAGAAGAAAGAUAUCCAGUUAAACUGUAGUGUAUACGGAAAACCAGUGCCUAAAAUUGAGUGGUUGAGAAAUGGCGAACCCCUCCUUCCUAGCGAUUACUAUCAGAUCGUUAAUGGACAUAACCUCAAAAUAAUGGGACUAGUACUGGGCGACUCUGGACUGAUACAGUGUACAGCGUCAAAUUCUGCAGGAAAUGUCCAGACGUCAGCUAACGUCAAAGUUUUGAAAGCAGAGUCGAAAAAGAGCAAACACAAGGGUAGCCCGAAAAAGGUGCCCCCCCUAGAGGGCAGCGGCGGCAAGCUCCCCAAGAACCAGUCGUUCUCGCUCUUCUCCAGCCUGAAGUCGGAGAAGACGGCCAAGUUGUCGGACGUCGAUUUCAGCCAUUUGUACCAAAAGCCGGACCUGAAAAAUUUCAAUCCGAUGAGCGCGUUCUCGUCGCUGGUCAGCUCGGACGCGAACGACACUGCACCGGAUAUAGAAUACUUCCAAGCGAACUUCCCCACCUACCCUAAACCCAUUUCAGGGCAGCACGGCAAGAAGACGGUCGACGGCGACGUCGGCGUCGAGAUAGGGCCGCCCCAGGACCUGAAGGCCCCGGUGAUCAAGGCCAGAUUCAUCAUACUCAGCUGGAAGCCGCCCACCGUCAAUUCGGAGAGUGUAGAGGGAUACUCGGUCUACUACCAGCAGGAGGGGAGCGAAAGGGAAAGAAUCCAAAACUCGAGUCGCUCAAAGUUGGAAAAGACCAAGAUCGAUGGUCUCAUUCCCGGAAGAGUGUACCACUUCCGGGUGGUACCUUUCAGUGCGAAAACCAUGGGACAAACGUCCAAAACGCUGACCAUAACCACGCAAGCCGAAGAACACGUUCCUAGCCCUCCACUAUCUUUCGAAGCCUACGCCACGGGACCUAGAUCCAUACACGUCAGUUGGAGGCCUCCAGAAAAUCCCAUUGGACUCAUCGAAAAGUACACGGUUUAUUAUAUGGAGACAAGAUCGUCCAUUGAACAUCACAUCGAUACCAAUGAACUGGAAUGGGAUUUUAACAAUAACUUGGGGGUGUACACGGAAUACAGCAUAUGGGUAGUUGCUGUGAAUCAAAAUGGCCCAGGUGCUGCCACUGAAGAAAAAAUUGUCAGGACUUUCGGAGAUAUUCCAUCUGAAGCACCUUUCAAUGUUUCUAUCGAAGCUGCUAGCACUAGUUUGACAGUUCUUUGGCAGCCUCCCCCCUUGACUGCUCAAAACGGUAUAAUCACAGGGUACAAAAUAAAAAUAAGAAAGACUGGUUCGAAGAAAGCUCAAACAACCACAGCGUCCGCCAAUGAGAGAAUGUUCGUUUUCAAUGACUUAGAAAAGGAAACUGCCUAUCAAAUAAGACUCUGGGCCAUGAAUACAAAUGGUACCGGGCCCCCAACCGAUUGGUACACAGCUGAGACUAACGAAAAUGUACUCGAUGAAAGUAAGGUGCCUGAUAAGCCCGGACCCCUGAUAGUUCGACCAUUCUCUGACAAAGUGUAUGUGACUUGGACGCCGCCAAAAAAUCAGGGCGUAAAAAUCAGAAAUUACAUCUUGGGAUGGGGUAAAGGGGUCCCGGAUAUGCUUUCCGAAGAGCUGGACGAUAAAACUAGGAGCUAUAUGAUCGAAAGACUAGAACCCAACUCCGAGUAUGUGAUAAGUUUACGAGCGAGUAAUCAAAUAGGAGCUGGGAUACCAGCUUACGCUAAUGUUAGAACCCAGGACGAACCUCCCCCUGAACCCCCACAGCCCCUAAUUCCCCCCAUAGGCCUGAAAGCGCAUGUCUUAAGCACAGAUUCUGUUGUGUUGUAUUGGACUGAUACUACCUUAGGGAAGACUCAGAUCAUCAAAGAUAACAGAUACUACGUGGUGAAGUACGAAGCGGAAAAAAGUAUGAAAAGUAAAUUUUUAAAUGUCUCUGAUUUGAAUCUGAUGAUCAGCGAUUUAAAACCCAACACCCUGUAUGAAUUCUCGGUUAAAUUGGUUAGAGGUCGAAAAGAAAGCCCUUGGAGCAUGGUUGUUACCAAUAGUACUUGGGACACGGCCCCAAGUGCUGCGCCAAGGGACCUUGACGUCCAUAUGACAGAAGACGAAUCGCAGCAGGUGGAAUUGUCAUGGCAACCGCCCAAAAUGGCUGGCUCACGAAUAACAGGAUAUAUAAUUUUUUAUACUGACAAUGUUACUAAGAGCGAUAGGGAGUGGUCAGUGUUAGCGAUAAAGGGCGAUAAACAUACCAGCAUUAUACCUGAUUUGAAACCGUUCACCGAAUACUUUUUUAAAAUUCAAGCUAGGAAUAGUAGGGGUAAUGGACCAUUUUCAACAGUCGUCACAUUCAGGACUGGGCAUAUUGUUGGUCUUGCAAAUUCCUCUAGAGGGCAAGCCUUAGAUUCUUACAGCAUAUUUUCCGGCGAUAUGCUCUUGUACAUGAUUAUAGUAGGCUGUGCCGUUGCCUUAACGACAGUUAGUAUAGUAACAGCUUUCCUGUGUUGCCGGACGAAACCGCCAACUGCAACGUCGCCCGAUAGGAGUAAAAAGGGCUAUCAGAAGGGUAACCAGAGUAUCAAACCUCCAGACCUCUGGAUACACCACGAUCAAAUGGAGCUGAAGAACCUGGAGAAAAGUCACUCAAGUAAUGACGCUGCGAGUAGUAGCGGAGCUCUCACUUUACCUAGGAGUGUUGGUGGAAACGAUUAUGAUAACCACGACAAUAUCCACUCUAGUUCUUUGGAUAAAAGGACUUAUGUUCCUAGUUAUAUGGACGAUAAGAAAAGAACACCUAAAAGUAAACCCAUCUCGUUUCCUGUAGAUUCUAAGCCGCCAAGAGAACCAAUCGCAACACCGAUCAACACGGCGGGUAUAAGUCAGUCCAGUACGGACUCAACUCCAUCUAGUAGGCCGCCGUAUCCCAGAACACAGUACAGCGCGCCUAGGGCGCAUGUUACAGUGGAUGCCGGACAUCCAAAUUCUGCCCUUAUAGAGAGCCCCUACGCUUCGCACCCAACCAAUAUCCCUGUUGGUUAUGAGGGAUCACCUUCGUAUAUCAGUCAACCCCCUCCCGUGGCACACGUACCUUCGACAAGUGGGUAUGCGCCUGGUAUGAGCUUAUUGGCUGAAUCACAGGCUGGCAAGAGGCUGCAGGGGCAGGGGCAUCCCCUGAAAAGUUUCACAGUACCUGCACCUCCGCCAAUAUCCGCGCCCGGCACUCCCCAAGCGAAACAUAUUGUUUCUCAACCUCAAGUUACAAUCCGACCUAAUUGCUCGCCCUUCAAAAAGUUGCCUCCCGCAUCGCAGAUGGGGGGAUCCAGAAUCAGUGCCUCCAAUCCUCCUCCGCACACCUCAGAUGAGAUACAGCGGUUGCAGCCUUCCCAUUCUACAGAGGAGCUAAAUCAAGAGAUGGCGAACUUGGAAGGCCUAAUGUUAACUUUGAAUGCCAUAACUGCCAAUGAGUUUGAAUGCUAGUGUUCGAAUUCAUCAGCGAAUCCUCAAACUUGAAAAUUGUCUCAAUACUAUUUGUUAAUACUUGAAGAGGCUGUUCUAUUCUCUGUUUCACCGAAAUGAUAUAACGAUAAAUUCUAUCUCUGAGGAACAACUAAAUUUCUUUUAUUGCUGGCAAUUCUUGAAUCUUCAACUUCAUCUUCAACAGGAUCUUGUACGGAAAAUAGAAUAGCUUAAUAUUUGCAAUGACUGAAGUUAUGGGAGAAGUGCAGCUAUGUUGUUAAGAUUGCCUAAAUUUAAAACGAAUUUUUGCAACAAUGACGCCUAAAACUAUACGAUUGUUCAUAUUUUAAAACAACUAUUUUCCAUGAAAGACUAAUAGUGUUCUUGCCAUGUUAUUAAUGAUUUUAGAGAACAUUAAAUUUACAAUGUACAUACUCUGAACUGCCUAAAUUUUUUGUGUAAAUAAAAGUGUAUAAAUUAGGUCUAUUCGAUUUAGCAAAAAGCAGAACGAACAUUCUUUUCAAAUUCCAGACCAUUUCUAAUCAGUUGAUGCAAAAAUUUAUUCGGCUUUUUGUCUUACAUGUUCAGUGUCCCUUUCACUAUUUUGAUUCAAAAGGAGAUAGUUAACAAUUGUUGGAAGGAAAAAGCUUUGUAGUUUACACAAAGAUAUUCUGUGAUUUAUGUGUUUGUUACAUUUUUAAAAACAAACAAUCAAAUUUUUCAUUGUGAGUGAAAGUUUAUAUUUAUUCUUUCUUAGUGAUACGUAAUUAUUUAUUUACUUUUGUAAGGCAUACUUCUUUGAAUGUCCAAGUUUAAUUUAGGUUUCGAAUUUUUCUAAAUAUUGUCUACAAAUGUACUUUAAGUGUAAUAUAUAUUUAUAUAUAUUUGAAACAAUUUUUUACUGUAAUGAUGGUGUAAUACAAAAAAAAUACUCUAUACAUGUAUGCGACUGAUUCAUAAUAAAAUACAAAACAUUA